AUGUCGAUUCCCCACGUUUGGUUACUUUUACCGUUAUAUGCUUUGCUAGCAGUUGCUUCUCCAUUCAAAGCAGAAUGUUUAAGCGAUUCAAAAGAUUAUUUGGUUUCACCAUUGCCAGGCUGGGAUGAGUUGCCUUCAGACUAUGCCAAGCCCAUUCAGUAUGCCGGACAGUUGGAGCUCUUCCCCGAGAACAGCACAGAAUAUUUCUUUUGGAAAGUUGUUGAUUCUGAAAAGGUUCCAGAAAACAAGAAUCGUACAACCUUUUGGCUACAAGGUGGUCCAGGCUGCUCAUCAAUUGAAGGUGUCUUUCUCGAGCAUGGUCCAUUCAAAUUGGAUGACGAAGAGAAAAUUGUGGUCAACGAAAAUUCAUGGCAUAAACGCUCCGACAUGGUAUAUGUUGAUCAGCCAACUCAGGUAGGGUACAGUGAUGGAGAAUUAAUUCACGAAUUGAGCCAGGUGCAAGUUUACUUUUUGAAAUUUUUAGAAAAGUACUUUGAGUUGUUUCCCGAAGAUCUCAAAAAUGAGAUCUAUGUUGCUGGAGAAUCUUUUGGUGGGCAGUAUGUUCCAUAUGUUGCCGAUGCCAUACUCAAAAGAAAUGAAAACUUGACUGACGGGGGAGUGGAGUACAAGCUAAAGGGAAUUAUGAUUGGCAAUGGAUAUGUGUCACCAAACGAACAAUUUCUAUCCUACAUUGAUUAUUUUAAAGAUCACUUUUUAAUUGAUGACUCAAACCCCAAUUGGGAUACCAUAAAUGAAUAUCAAAGUGCUUGUCAGGAGGUAGUAGACGGAGAGGAGAUUAGUUCUAAUGAAAAUAGGGCCCCAGUUUGUGAGGCCCUUUUGGGCCUCUUUUUGAAUGCUACCAGAAACGAGUCAGCUCCAGCCGACCAACAAUGCCUCAAUGUAUACGACUACAAUUUGCACGACUCUUUUCCAUCUUGUGGAGAUUCGUAUCCCCCAUUGUCGGACGCCAACAGGUUUCUUAAUCGUUGGGAUGUGCAAGCCGAUCUCAAUGUUGAGAGUCCUGUCAACUAUACUGUUUGCAAUACAGUUGUCCAAGAAACAUUCACAGCUCCCAACUCACCUCCCUCCAAAUUGCUUUUGCCGGAUAUAGUGUCCCAAAUUCCCAUCGUUUUAUACAAUGGGGCCUCUGAUAUCCUCUGCAACACAGAUGGAGUUUUGAAGUACUUGUCAAACAUGACCUGGAACGGUGCAACUGGAUUUAGUGAUACCAACAAUAGGGCUGAUUGGAUAGUCGAGGACAAAAAAGCUGGGUGGGUGCUUCAAGACAGAAAUUUGACAUUUAUCAAUAUUUUCAACGCCAGUCACUAUGUUCCAUACAGCCAGCCAACAGUGGCAAAAUUUUUGCUUGACUUUGUUACAGGUGAAACUACAGAAGACGCUGAAGGAUUCGUUAGCCAGCCAAAGGAGCAACCUCGUUAA
Messenger RNA from Lodderomyces margitis, 1440 nucleotides. RefSeq lists its product as uncharacterized. The transcript has a single exon. The record is from RefSeq and is a predicted model, not a curated record. Gene Ontology annotation, cellular component: trans-Golgi network. Lineage: Eukaryota; Fungi; Ascomycota; Pichiomycetes; Serinales; Debaryomycetaceae. The coding region runs from base 1 to 1440 and encodes 479 amino acids. Gene Ontology annotation, molecular function: serine-type carboxypeptidase activity. Gene Ontology annotation, biological process: proteolysis; apoptotic process.